CCAGAGACAUUUCUGCAACAAACAAGUAGGAAGCGAUUUAAUUAUUUUACAUUUUUUUAAUUGAUAUUUAUAUAUAACUUGACAAGUGGAGCACUCAGGCAUCAACUUAAAAAAUGUAAAGUUAAAUUUGUCUAAGAGUGAAAAAGCCUGAAUGUACAGGCCAAACGCUUAUCGGGAUUCGGAAAAUUCUGCCAGUUUAAUUUUAUAUUUUAUUUGUUUUUUAGUCUUUUGCAAAAAUAGCUCUUUUUGUUCAUUUGGCGAUUUCUGCAUCAACCCUUUGUGGAUAGUGCUGCACUGAAAGGCACACAGGUUAUAUGUAUACAGCUAAUCAUGCUGCCAUUUGGGACUGAUGCAAACGAGAAGCACCUGGAUGACAUUUUAAGCUACAUUGAUGAACAUCAGGAUGAGUUUGUUCAGAACCUUAAAGAGUGGAUGGCGGUUCCAAGUGAUUCAAGUGACCCUGAGCGUCGUUCAGAAGUGACCCGAAUGAUGAACAUCACAGCCGAGAGGAUUAAAACUCUAGGGGCCAAUGUGGAGAUUGUAGAUAUGGGCUUUGAAAAGCUGUAUGAUGGACGUAGCAUACCUUUUCCACCAGCUAUUCUAGCUGAACUUGAGAAGGAUCCUGCAAAAGCCACUGUGUGUUUCUAUGGCCAUGUUGAUGUUCAGCCUGCUAGUAAAGAAGAUGGCUGGAAAACUGACCCCUACAAUAUGACUGAAAUCAAUGGAAAUCUGUAUGGAAGAGGUGCUACGGAUAACAAAGGCCCAGUACUAGCUUGGAUUCAUGCUCUAGAGACACACAAAAGUCUGAAACAGGAUAUUCCAGUGAACCUUAAAUUCAUCAUAGAAGGGGUUGAGGAAAUUGGUUCCCCUGGCUUAGCAGAUCUUAUUGCAGGACACCUACAGUUUUUCUCUGAUGUUGACUAUAUUGUGAUUUCUGACAAUGUCUGGCUUAGUAAAAAACCUGCUCUGACAUAUGGAACAAGGGGGAAUGCCUACUUCUUUGUUGAGGUAGAAAGUGGACAAAAGGAUUUACAUUCUGGAACCUUUGGAGGCAUCAUCCACGAGGCAAUGAGGGAUCUUGUAUAUAUUUUAGCAAAUCUUGUGGAUUCUUCAGGACACAUUGUAAUCCCUGGGAUAUAUGAUGAUGUUGCCCCACUAACAGAGGAAGAGAACAAAUUGUAUGAGGAUAUAGAAUUUGAUUUGGAGGAACAUAAAAACAGUAGCGGCGUGGACACAUUCCUGUACAAAACUAAAGAGGAAAUACUUCAACAUUUGUGGCGUCAACCCAGCCUAACUAUCCAUGGAAUUGAAGGGGCCUUUUCUGGAACAGGAACAAAAACUGUUAUACCCUCAAAAGUUAUAGGCAAAUUCUCUAUUCGCCAAGUUCCCAACAUGAGAAUUCCAGAGGUGGAGAAACAGGUAACAAAACAUAUUGAAGAUGUGUUUGCUAGAUUGCACAGUCCAAACAAAUUAAAGGUGUACCUGACAAUUGGAGCUGUGCCUUGGGUGGCCAAUAUUGAUGAUCUUCAGUAUAAAGCUGCAAAAAACGCAGUUACAAAAGUUUUUGGAGUUAUCCCAGACAUGAUCAGAGAUGGUUCAACUAUUCCAUUAGCUAAAACAUUCCAUGAUCUAACACAAAAGAGUGUCAUGAUGCUUCCAAUUGGAGGAGCGGAUGAUGGGGAACAUUCCCAAAAUGAGAAAAUAAGCAGGUCAAAUUAUAUCCAGGGGACUAAACUCUUUGCAUCAUACUUCCAUGAGUUAUCAAAGCUGCAUAAAGAUUUAAUAGAUGCAAAACAAUUAAAGAACUGACACCUCAUCAGAAGCUAAAUGAUAAAUUACUGAAUAAUAAGUCAUGUUAAGCUUUAGUAUACUUUGUUAUACACGUUAUCACCAGCAAUUGAUUAAUGGUAAGUUUUCAGAUUAACACUAGUGUUAAACACAAAUCAAUACAACCACCAGUUCCUAGCAAAGUUGUCUUUCAACAUGUUGCACAAAAUAAGAGUAGCAAUAAAACCAAUUACCAUGUACCAAUAAUCUAGAUUUCAUUCAUGUGUUUACCACUCCAAUAACCAUUCAAUUUUGCAUCUUUUAUUCACUAAUUAAAAUGUUCCAAUAGUU
Messenger RNA from Pelobates fuscus (common spadefoot toad), 2118 nucleotides. RefSeq names its product beta-Ala-His dipeptidase-like. The transcript has 12 exons. NCBI's taxonomy places the organism in Eukaryota, Metazoa, Chordata, Amphibia, Anura, Pelobatidae. The record is from RefSeq and is a predicted model, not a curated record. Gene Ontology annotation, cellular component: cytosol. Gene Ontology annotation, molecular function: metallodipeptidase activity. Gene Ontology annotation, biological process: proteolysis. The coding region runs from base 331 to 1809 and encodes 492 amino acids.